Trichosurus vulpecula (common brushtail) is the source of this 4814-nucleotide messenger RNA. RefSeq names its product interferon-induced protein with tetratricopeptide repeats 5-like. Bases 194 to 1639 code for a protein of 481 amino acids. Gene Ontology annotation, biological process: defense response to virus. Gene Ontology annotation, molecular function: protein binding; RNA binding. Lineage: Eukaryota; Metazoa; Chordata; Mammalia; Diprotodontia; Phalangeridae. The record is from RefSeq and is a predicted model, not a curated record. The transcript is spliced from 2 exons. Gene Ontology annotation, cellular component: cytosol.
UCCCUCCUCCCACUCCGUGCUCAUCUGUGACGUGCUGGGUUCUUUUUAUAAGCGGUUGUAUGCGAGGAUCACCCCCAGCAAGCUCCCUCCUCAGUCCUGAGAAAGCACAAUCCAGAGCAUCCCUGCAGACAGCCACCUGCAAAGCAAGACCCGACCACAGUACUGAGGGACAUUGGACCACCGGGCAAUAAACAUGAGUGAAAUAUCUAAGAAUUCCUUAAAACACUUCCUGCUGAUGUUGGAUUGUCACUUUACUUGGAAUCUACAGAAGGAGGACAUUGAGGUACGUUAUGUAGAAGAGAGAAUUGAUGACCAGCUGGAAUAUCUGACCAUUAAAUCCAAAGUCACCCUUUUUAACCUACUGGCCUAUGUGAAACAUCUCAAAGGCCAAAAUGAAGAAGCUUUAGAAAGUUUAAAAGAUGCCGAAGAAAGGAUUCAGGAGGACUAUGCCAACCACAUAGGAAAGAGAAGCCUUGUGACCUGGGGAAACUAUGCCUGGAUCUAUUAUCACAUGGGCAGACCCCGUGAAGCCCAGACUUACCUGGACAAGGUGGAGGCAAGUUGUAAGAGGCUGUCAAGUCCUUUUCGCUACAAGGUGGAGCUUCCAGAAAUCGAGUGUGAGAAAGGGUGGGCUCUUCUCAAGUUUGGAGGGAGGUAUUACGACAGGGCCAAAGCCUGUUUUGAAAAGGCCCUGGAGUCGGAUCCUGAGCACCCUGAAUUUAACACUGGAUUUGCCAUUGUCAUGUACCGAAUGGAUGACUUUGAUAGAGAUGGUACAGAUAGUAAAAGUCUUUCUCUGAGCCCUCUGAAAAAGGCACUUGGGCUGGAUCCAAAAAGUACAUUCAUUAAGGUUCUCCUGGCACUAAAGCUUCAAGACUUAGGGUUAAGUUCCGAAGGAGAAAACUACAUUAAGGAAGCCCUCGACCAAGUAGCAUCAGAGCCCUAUGUCUUUCGCUAUGCAGCAAAAUUUUACCGGCGAGAAAAUAACCCAGAGAGGGCUAUUGAGCUCUUAAAAAAGGCCUUAAAACUAGUACCAACCUCUGCUUUCCUGCAUCACCAAAUGGGACUUUGUCAUAGGGUACAAAUGAUCACAAUCAAGAAGGCCACAUGGAACAAGCCUAGGGGAAGGGACAAACAGGAAGUCAACAAACUUAUCCAAUCUGCCAUAUUUCAUUUCGAAACAGCUGUCAGAGAGAAACCUCUGUUUGUGUUUGCUUAUUUAGACCUGGCCAACAUGUAUGCUGAAGCAGGAGAGCUCAAAAAGGCAGAAGACAUUUUUCAAAAGGUGCUGGGCCUAGAACAUGUCAGAGAAGAGGAAAAGCAACAAGCCCACUUCAAAUAUGGCCGUUUCCUGGAAUUCCACAGGAAAGUUGGAGAUCUUGCCAUGCACCAUUAUUUAGAAGGGAUAAAGAUAAAUCCCAAGUUUUGCACUCCACUUGUAAAGGCUUUGCAGAAUUUAGCUCUCAAACGGCUGAAUCAGAAUUCUUUUGAUGCAAAGAGUCUGGGGGCCCUUGCUUUGGUUCACAACCUCCACGGGGAGAAGAACCAAGCAGUAGCGUAUUAUGAAAGAGCCUUGAAACAGGAUCCUGGUAACAGUGAAUAUAUCAGUGCUCUGUUAGAGCUGCGCCUCUCCAUUUAAAAUCCUGCAUCUUCAAGUAUUUUUUAUUAUUAAUUUUUUUUAAAAUAUAAAACCCUUUAUGGGCUUUUAAAAAAAAUAUUACUUUAUACAUAUAGCAGACUAUAAGGCACAGACUUUGGUCAAAGGGGGAAUAUGUAGUUUUAGCCCCUUGCUGAGAAAACACAGGGGGCUGCUCUGAUUGGUCCCCAGGGACUGGCACUGCUUCCUGAUGAUUGGUUGAUUGAGGACCAAUAGACUAGAGGAAGCAUAGUCUAUAAGUAAGACCUAUAUGGCUCCAUCUACCACUUGGACUCUUUCCCCAUGUCUUCUCUUUUGGGGGUUCCAGAUCCAGGUACAGCAGGGUGGGGAAGUGAGGGAGGACAGGGCAUUCUCCACCACCACCUGGUUGUCAGGGGCAGCACUGGUAACUUGCAUAAGUCUUUCAUCUAAGAUUGAACCGUCAAUCAGACUAUCGACCAGUGUGAAACUGGGUUGAAAACAAACCCUUGAAAGUAUGAAAGAGAAAUUGUCUGAGAACUUUCACACUAUACCCUAAACCUAAAAAUAGUAAUAAACCUGGCCCCUAAGUUUAGCAAAAGCCAAAAGUUGCUGGUGUUCAUUAUAAAUGACCAAUUUUUAUAUGCCAUUUAUUAAAAAGUGAUAUUGAAUCUUAUAGCUAGGGAAAUACAAUUAAGGAUAAAAUCAAGCUACCUCUGAAUCUCUUAGUUUGAAAAAGAAAUAGCCUGAACCAUAACUAUGAACCAUAUUCAUAACAUGAAUAUUUGUUCCCAGAUUAAAACUAUAUUUUUAUCAAUUGAAAGUACAGAGAGGAAACAAAUUUCAGAUGUUGGGCCACGAGCAACAAAUAAUACUGUAUUUAAUCUAAUUGGGACCCCUAAAUAGGAACUGGGGUGUUUGACUUACUUUGUGGUCUUCAAUCAGAGGUACAUUCUGAGUCUUUCAGGGUAGCUUUUGAAAUGUUUUUCUUUUGACCGAGGACUUGAAAAAAGCAACUCAGAUCUCUUGGGAAUGUUCUGGGCUCUUUCAGCUUCCAGGUGCUUAGAGUGCGUUAGCUUCUAAGUGCUAUAGAGAGGCCAGUUGUUAAAGAGAUCUGGGAACCCAGAUGCUGCAUAACUCCUGUGUUCCUAUACCUGACUUUUGUUUAUGUCCCUUCUUUUGCUGGAAGACAAAUUUAUCUUCAUAACCAUGGUACUAAUGGAAUAUGUAGAAAGGAGAUUAAUUGCACUUUCCCAAGUGAAACUCUCAACAAGUGAGAAAAAGGGAAGCCAUAACAAGGAAUAGUUUUAUCUGCAGCCAAAAAAAAAAAAGUCUGGGCAUUGGGGGCAGAGAGGUGGUUCUGGCAGAUGGCAGGUAGCACCAGCAGUGAAGACAAUGAGUAUAGUCACUCUUGGAUUGCAGGAGUCCAAGCCUAAACAUUGCAGGAUUUGGAGGAGAAGGGGUGUGUGUGUGUGUGUGUGUGUGUGUGUGUGUGUGUGUGUGAAGUCUUAGAUUAGGGGAUGAGGCAAUCAGAUAGCUAUGUGGCAUCUGAUAGCAGUUACUGCCCAGAGGUGGAGGGCUCUUCCAGUGAAGAACAUGCUCAACCCCUCAAGAUGUCAGUGCCUUGGGGCAAAGCCCCUGCUUUCUACCUCCCCCAACACCAGUUAUAACUCUGUUAUCAAAUAGGACUAAUCUGUUCUUAGCUCCAGGCAAGGAUAAGGUAGGAAACACCUGACACUCUACUGCCUUCAUUCCUCCAUGUACACCAUGCCAACAUUCAAGGUCAUCACCCCAAUCCUGGCAAAGAAAAGACCCACAGGAGAUGUCCAGCAAUUCCACAAAAGGGUCUAGCUGACUACCAUACCAACCUAGAGACCUCAAUCUCAUUUUUCUUUCCCUUGCUGAAAUACCAAACCAAUUCGAAGAGAGAAAGUGAAUUUGGUCAAAGGAAAAGAGGUUAAAGAGAGAAAGAGAAGGACUUUAUGUGCCAAGGACUCAUGAGAUUGGGGGCAGGAGGAUAGAAGUUACUAAAGAAAGGUUGGGAGGGGGCAGUGAUCAGACCACCAAUAGGUUCAGGUCCCUCCUUAGUACCUGACCUCAUGCUAAAUUGUCUUGGUUACUUGCUGUCUGAUAUGCAUGUAUAUGUGUAUACACAUACAUGUAUAUACAUAAAUACACACAUAUGAAUGUACAAUACAUAUAUUAACAUGUAUAUACAUAUACGAACACACAUAUAAACAUGUACAUAUAUACAUAGAUGCAUACAUAUCUAUGUAUGUGUGUAUAUAUGUAUAUGUAUGUGUUUUCUCAAGGGAGAUUAUCAGCAGUUACAAGAUUAAAGUCAAAACUAGAAUUUUGGUUUUUCUGAGCUUUUGUGAAUUACAGAUUGCCAGUUCCAGUUUCUAUUAAAGUCCUUAAUAGCAGUUAUAAAACUUAGAAAGUGUUUCACAAAAGAACUAGAUCAGCCGUGCAUAAAGAAAUAGCAAUUACUUACACAUGCAGAGACUCAGGGCCUACAGCAAAACACUCAGAAGCAGUAAGAGAAUACAGCCAUGGUGAUCACCAGAACCUUGAGUGUAUUGCUCUUCCAGAGGAAGAAUGGAAAUCAACAAUGGUCCUUUGGAGAGGCUCCCCUCUGUUCAGUAUUCCCAGCUCUACCUGGAUCUAUAUCACUUUCCCUAGUUGGGUGGGAUUCCUUCAGAAUCACCUUCGUAUUAAAGCAGCUUCCUAAGGCAGCAGAAGGUCAUGGGCUUUAUAUAGAUGGACAGGGUCUUGCUCAAAUAUAUCUGCUUGAUUUCCCAUAUUUGAUGUCACAGGCAGGAAGAUGCUAAAUAUUGACUGAAAAAGAACGGAUGAAUCAAAUAAGGAAUAUAAGUAUAAUAGAUUGAUGAUAGAGAAGCAACCCUUCAAAUGUAAAUUGGAGUCUGACCACAUACACUUGUAGGUCACCCACCCUCAGCUGGCUUUUUGACUCAUAUAUUUACUUAUAUUCUCCUAAGUCCUGUAGGGAUCUAGGGACCUGUUAUGAUCAUUUAUUUCUCAUUAAUAAGCUUGUAAUCUCUUUUCAGUAAUGAAUAAUUAUCCCAAGCCCCUCCUUUGGUUCAUCAAAUAUUAAACAUUUUAUAAACUGGAGAAAUCUUCUUUCCCAUGAAUAAUUACUCUUGUUUCUCUGUAAUUAAAUAAAUAUUAAAAUCCUGAA